This is a messenger RNA of Paramecium tetraurelia, 1335 nucleotides long. RefSeq lists its product as uncharacterized. Lineage: Eukaryota; Ciliophora; Oligohymenophorea; Peniculida; Parameciidae. Gene Ontology annotation, molecular function: ubiquitin conjugating enzyme binding; ubiquitin protein ligase activity; zinc ion binding. Gene Ontology annotation, biological process: ubiquitin-dependent protein catabolic process; positive regulation of proteasomal ubiquitin-dependent protein catabolic process; protein polyubiquitination. Gene Ontology annotation, cellular component: cytoplasm; ubiquitin ligase complex. The transcript has 4 exons. The record is from RefSeq and is a predicted model, not a curated record.
AUGUCCUAAUAUUCCGAUUAUCAAUAUGAUAUAGGGUCAGAUGAAGACUAUGAAAUUGAAACUUAAAAAAAUAACGAAAUAUUAUUGAGUUAAGAGGAACUUUAUCAAGAAUUUUUAGACCAUCUUGAUAAAAUCAAAGAACAGCUGGAAUUAACCAUGACUUAGGUUGUUUUGAAUAUCUUAAUCUUUUUCAAUUUUGAUGUUUAGCAAAUCUAUGAAUAAUUACUAUUAAACUCUCAGGCUGACUAAUUGAAAAAAUAGCUUUAGGAAUAAGGCAUCUAUAAUUUAACUGAAGUUCACAUUCAAAAAAACAUGCGUUGUGCAAUAUGCCAAGAAAAUGGCACUUAAGGGAUUAGUUUGAACUGCAGUCAUAAAUUUUGCAAGAAUUGCUGGAAUCAAAUGAUUGAAGUCCAAUUCGUAGGUUAAAUACCCAUAGUAAAAUGUCUACAGGAUCAAUGCCCUGAAAGACUCCCUCAUUUAUAUUUAGAAUAGUUUCCAAAAUAUAAAUAAAUACUCAUAAAGAGAUUUAUGCAUCACGACGAUGCCAUAACUUGGUGUCCAGGGUAAAAUUGUGAAAAUGUAUUUAAGUGGUUGAAGCUCAAACCUUCAAUAAAAUGUCCUUGUAAAACUAAAUUUUGCUCCAAAUGUAGAGAAGAGAAACACUAUCCAAUUCCAUGUGACAUUGUCAAAAAAGUCCUAGAACAUUAAUAGUCAGGUGACUAUUGGGCAAUCAUAAAUGCUUCUAAGUGCCCUAAAUGUGGAAGAUUAAUUUAAAAAACAGAAGGUUGUCUCCAUUUAAAAUGCUUAUGUGGAUAACAUUUCUGUUAUGAGUGCUCUAAACCAUGGGUUAAAGAUCACGAAAAAAGCUUCUAUGUUUGUCCUUAUGCAAAUACAAAUAAAAAUCUAUCGAGAUAUACCUCAUAAUUGAAGAAUGAACUUUAGAUCAUCAAUUUUAAUAUUCGAAACCUUGGAUAUUCUAUUAAAGAUUUGUAAUAGAAUGUAAAAAUAAUUUAAAUAGAACAUCUAGCAGAGUAAUCCGAAAAGACCAUCUCUCUAUUGAAAGCAUCUAGAUCAUUUUUGUAUUAUAAAUUCUAUUUAAUGGAAGAUAAGGUAGAUGAAAUUUACGAGCGUACUUUGAGUUAAUUUUAGGACGAACUGAAUAAUUUUGUAGAAAUAGUAUCGAAAAAAAAAUAGGAAGUUGAUACUUAUAAACAUUCAUAAGAAAAAAUUAUCGAAAACAUCAAUUUCAAUGAUUUGGAAAAAAAACAAUUUUCCAAUUUAAAAAUCAAGAAAAAAUUCAUCAAAAAUUAUAUCAAAGAAACUUUAAUGAUGUGA